Molecule: messenger RNA, 1500 nt
Organism: Lathyrus oleraceus (garden pea)
Lineage: Eukaryota; Viridiplantae; Streptophyta; Magnoliopsida; Fabales; Fabaceae
Exons: 3
Coding region: 1-1500 (499 amino acids)
Source: RefSeq, a predicted model, not a curated record
AUGCCUAGCAAGAAACCUAUAGAUGCUUCUCAAUCUAAGAAGCAUGAAAAGGUGAUUGAUUUGGAGGAAGAGAGAUCAGACGAGGAAGAUGACACUUUGGUUCAUCAUUUGAAACCAAGUGUUGCAAAGAAAACGAAGACCAGGAAAGGUAAGUCUGUGGCUGAUUUGAUGACCGCCAAAACCAGUAAGAAGGUUGUUGCUGCCAACUUCACUAAAAAAGGAGGGAUUCUAGGUCUAACCUCUAGAUUCCUGUUGGAGAAAGCCUUUAUCUUUGCAGAAGCAGAUAAUAAAGAUGCCUUUGAAGCCAUUUUUGCUCUACUUAUUUAUGGAAUUAUGCUCUUCCCAAACACUGAUGAAUUUGUGGAUGUUAAUGCUAUACGAAUCUUCUUAAUUGGUAACCCAAUACCCACAUUACUUGGAGAUACCUACCAUUCUAUCCAUCACAGGACUAAGAAAGGUGGUGGAACCAUUCUUUGUUGUGCAUCUCUCCUAUAUAAGUGGUUUAUUUCUCACUUACCCAGAUCCAGGCUCUUCAGGGAGAAUCCACAGAAGCUCAGAUGGUCUCAGAGGUUCAUGUCCAUUGAUCAAGGGAGUAUACAUUGGUAUGACCCCUACUAUGAUGUUGGAGUAAUUAUUGACAAUUGUGGUGAAUUUUCUAAUGUACCUCUCCUUGGUGUACAUGGGGGAAUUAACUACAACCCCAUCCUUGCCAGACGCCAGUUAGGAUAUCCUAUGACGGAUAAACCCGAUAACCUUCUGUUGUCAGGUUUCUUUUACCUCAAUGAAGAAGAGAGUUCCGGUCUGAAGGAUAGAAUCAUACAUGUUUGGCGCAACAUUCACAGGAAAGGAAAAGACCGAUUAGGAAGAAAGAAUUGUGUUGAUUUUGAUCCCUACACCCAAUGGGUUUGUGCUAGAGCCAGUGAAUUUAAGAUGCCCUAUGCUCUUGAGAAACCCUCAUUCCCUUUUGCUAUAACAUCAUCAUCCACCAUUCCUAUUGAGAAUAGGCAAGAGUUUCAAGAAGUUUUGGAUAGGUUGAAAUUGGAAAGAGACACUUGGGAAGUCAAACUGAAUCACCAGUACAAUACUCGAGCCAGUCGCCGAAGAAGGAUGAAUAAGCUUGAACAAGAAAACCAAGAGCUCAGGAAGGAAGUAAUCACCUUGAAAGAUAGUUUGGAAAGGCUUACUGCUAUGAUGGACACUUUGGUGGCUGCUCAGAAUCAGUCAUCGAACAAUUCUCAAGAUCCAUUGCAACGAACAACAAUCUCUGAGAAUGUCUCGACACCCAUUCCAAUGGUGGCCGUCAACGAUCAACAAUAUCAAAUGCCACCUGGUUUCCCUUGGGGCAUGCCUCACAGUUAUAUGCCAACAGGAUACCGCCCUCAAAAUGUUGAAGCUCCAGUAGUGACUGUUGUGAUGUUUGUACCUCCUAUUGUGGUGCAUACAACUCCUUAUAAUGAAGAAACCAUUUUCCACGCUGCUCCAAGUUGUGGGAGUAGAUGA